AUGCAGGUCCUACCCCCGCCACCCGCCUCGAGAGGCCCUGAUAUCCUCACCAAUCCGGUCAUCCUUGAAUCCAUACUUCCUGAGCUACCUCAUGUGUCAGACAUCCUUUCGCUACAGUUGGUCUCUCGUCAACUGUAUCUACUUGUUCAGCCCCUCCAUCCCCUCUAUGCUCGCGAGAUCUCUUUUGCCCACCUUCCAGAAGUCAAAAAUAAGGAUCUCAUCACAGUAUUACAUCGCUCCCUUCGCCCAGGCCCAUCAACUCAGCGUCGGUUAUUAUCCGAUGGACGAACUGUGACCGUUGGCGAGGGAAUAGGGAAGGCUUAUGUUGGUCCUUGGAGAUUUCUUCGUUCCAUCACAUUGACGGGCACAGCUAUCACUGGGAGAUCUGUUAAGCUCUUAAUUGCUGCUUCUUCUGGUGGUAAAAUCCCAGGACUACCGGAGUUACUUCGUGAGAGGCAGACAAUUCAUUCAAAUGGCGACCUUGAGAUUCUGGAUAUCGAUCACGGUGUAACUAACGGGUUCUUCGCCAAGGAAUUUGGGUCCAUUUCUCCAGGGGCUUAUCGGCUUCUCGCCGAUCAAUCGCUACGUCUAGAUAAGCUGUGCAUUACAGAUUGCCCACAGGUCGAGAUUACCGACAUCAAUAACUUCUUAAAAAAAAUCUUGAUAGCUGUAACUGCCCCCAAGCGCAGAGAACUGAGACUGAGGGCAUCACAGCAAGCUGCAGUUGUCGCCGCCCAACAUCAGCUGAAUGGGCCUCCAAAUAUCCCCCCACCUUUUGGUGCCCCCGCUGCGCAAGCUGCUGGCAACGCCCAAAUCGGCGCGAUAAUUGCUCAGCAGCAAUUACAACAGCAAGCGCCGACUCUAUCAGAGGACUUGACUAGUAUUCCAUACCCACUUCCUGCCACCGUCGAAGAAUUGGCAGAGUUUGGUCUCCCUUGUUUGUCGUUGAGGCGCCUUGAGGUUGCAAAUGUUGGUGGACUGUACGUGGACCCACCAGAAAGAUUUCGAGGGAAAAAGGAGUGGAACUAUUCCAAAGAUUGUCCCUUUGGGCGUAAUAUUGGGAGUCUCAAUUCAAUUGCGGGCUGUCUCGGCCUUGACGUCGAUGUUCUCUUUUGCCAAGGUGCAGGCUGUGCCACUAGUUCAGACAAUGGUAGAUGGCGGCAGAGUAGUCCUUACGGGUUCGAUGCCGACGAUUUUGAUUCCUUCGAUGGAAUUAUCCCCGACUUGGCAAAUUCCCGGGAGCACAAUCCUCAAGCUCCAUCUCAAAGCGGCGAACCCUCAGUUUCUAGCAACAAUGACAAAGGCAAUGCCCGUCGUUCCUACCAUUACCCACUUCCGCGCCUUCCCGGGGAAAGAAUUCUUAUGUCAGAGGAUGGACGUAUCUUCAGGAUUCCGAGACACGCACUCCCUAAUACAAUUAAUCAACCACAAAACCUACAAGCUCCAAUGAACCAACUCCAUCAAGGGAAUCAGCAAAUAAAUCAGCAGGCACAACAGCAUGCCAUGAAUAUUAUGAAUAACAUGUACCCCCAGAACCAUAAUAUACUACUCAAUAUGCCAGGUGCGUUCCCGGGUGCCGGUGCGGGUGCGGGUGCGGGUGUGGGUGCGGGUGCGGGUGCGGGUGCGGGUGCCGGUGCGGGUGCCGGUGUUGGGGUUGGGGCUGGAGCUGUGGGUGGGGCUGCGGGUGGGACGGUGGCUGCGCCUACGACUGUGGCAACCUUUGGCACUGGCCACUUAACCUUUGGACCCAACGGUUGGCCAACGGUGACUGUAAUGAACGGCGGUAACGGUGGCAAUGGCGGUGGCACAAAUGGAUGGGCGAGUAACCUCUUUCUCCAGGAUCCCGCGCAGUACGGACUUGGAACGUUGCACCAUCCACAGCAUCAUGAUAACCAGACACAAGCAACUGUCCCAGAUCAGACGCUGAUGCAGAUGAGUACGCAGACCUAUCCUGGAACUGGUACCGAUCCCAAUUUACCACCAAACCCUACAGUACAGCCACCUGGUACUAUCACUCCAGCAAUCACUUUGGCUCCGAAUACUCAUCAUAAUAUUGAAUUUGGUCCUGUACUCCCCCCAAGCUUAGGGGAGCCUAGUAACAUCAACGCAAUUGUUAGCCAAGAUUUAAAUACGGAUACCAUCAACUCUUCCCAGGAACCAAAUAUAGAUAAUGGGCAGCCCAGCGGUACUAUCUGGCAAGGGCUUUUAGCUACUUCUGUGGUGGAUGCAAAUGGUAUUCAAACUCCACCUUACGGUCAGUCAGCAUGGAAUAGUGAAACCGCACAACCGAUGUCGGCGCCUGGGUCUUCGUCAUCUGCUUUCGGAUCUUCUCUUAAUCCACCUCCCCCAAUUUCCACCGCAUUAACAACACAAUCGACUCCUGAAGUUGCUCAUGCACAGUGGGACCCCGGUCCAGCCACGCCUCCGACUCCUAUACUAGCGUCAGCACCAACACUAGUACCAAUACUAGUACCAGCAUCCGCACCAACUCAAAAUCAAAACCAAACCGCAACUGCAGGUGUGGUUCAAGUCGGAAAUCACACACACCAGAACCAAGGCCCUGUUGCACAAAUGAUACAGCCAUAUUUGCCAGCAGCAGUGGGUGCUGGGAUUGGGAAUCCACAUCCGCACCUGGUAGGAGGAUUUGCACCAAUGGUACUACCGCACCUCCCCAGGAGGCGGAAUAACUCACCUGGUGGAAGCCGCGGUGGAGCAGGUCAGACAGGGGCGAGGCCUGGGAGAAGAAUUGCCAUGUUGGACGGGCCAAGGGGGCUUUGUGAAAGAUGCGAGAGAGAAGUAUGGCUAUGCGAUAGUUGUAACAGGUACUGGGUUGUUACUUGUGGAGGAUGUGCCGCAAAACAUUAA
This is a messenger RNA of Morchella importuna, 2865 nucleotides long. RefSeq lists its product as uncharacterized. The coding region runs from base 1 to 2865 and encodes 954 amino acids. The transcript has a single exon. NCBI's taxonomy places the organism in Eukaryota, Fungi, Ascomycota, Pezizomycetes, Pezizales, Morchellaceae. The record is from RefSeq and is a predicted model, not a curated record.